Acanthamoeba castellanii str. Neff is the source of this 1176-nucleotide messenger RNA. RefSeq lists its product as uncharacterized. The record is from RefSeq and is a predicted model, not a curated record. Bases 1 to 1176 code for a protein of 391 amino acids. The transcript has 9 exons. Lineage: Eukaryota; Discosea; Longamoebia; Acanthamoebidae.
AUGGAGACGAGGAAGCAGCACCCCACGAGUGCGAGGGGGGUGGGCAGGGUCUCGGACCUGGUGGCGCCACCUCAGCCCACGAGCGAAGGUGCUGCCGAGACACACUCACCGGUGGCGUGGGACGAGCUGCUGCACGCCAGCGAACCCUGCGCCUCAGGCAUCAAUGUGCUGUGGAUCCUGUCCAACCCACACGACACGUGGGGCUCCUCCCUUUGGAGCGGCUGGGAGAUAGCCGAAGCCAUCACCAAAUAUUUCCCAGAUGUCGUGUGCCUUCCGCUGUCGGAGUACCAGAUCACGGCCAAGAGCGACGAGCAGCUGCUGGACACCUUCAUCGAGGCCGGGCAGCGUAAGGAGAAGCGCUCUCUAGACCUCUGCCUCUUCCUGAAAAUCGAGUCAGUCGCCGACCACCUACUAAAAAGGUGUCUGGAGAUGGGGGCGGCGAGGGCCAUUCUGUGGGUGGACGGCCACCCGCACUUGCUGCGAAGCAAAACCGACGGCCGCGCCGAAACGGCCAAGAGCCCGUUCGACUACCACAUCCAGGUCAACACGAUCCCGGCCCAGCACUACGAGGGCGCGAUGACGGGCACCCAGUGGAUGAUCCCGCAGCACAACUCCAACCUGCACGGCCUACGGCACAACGCGUCGGCCCCGGUGCGCGUCAUCGGCUGGCAGGGCUCCAAAAUGAACCGCAUGGCGCCGUUGAUCAGAGAUACGAUCACGGCGUGGGCGACGGAGAGGGGCAUGGAGUUUCGGGAGUUCUUCUACAAGGGCACGCCGGCCUCCCGCGAAUAUCUCCUGGAGGAGCGCGACCAGGCCUUCAGAGACACCGUCGAUGCAGUGGACAUCAUGCCGAACGCAAGGAACAUUUUUCCGCUCUCCAUGGGCAUCCCCACGAUCCUGUUCCCCUACGUCAGUUACAUCGAAGAGCUGCGGUGGGCUCACUAUCCCGGGUUCGCAUCGAGUCUGCCGGAGCUCAUGCGAUGGCUGGAGAUUUUGACCACCAACACGCAUGCACGAGAGAGUCUGUCGCGGUUGGGGAUCCAGUUCACGGAGCAUUUGUCUUUGGACAGAAUCGCCAGGAAAUGGGCGUUUCAUCUACGGACGGCCCUCUGUGGCCGCAAGCCCUCCACCCCACCCCCACCAGAAGUGCCCCAACCAGCUCCAAGCCCCUCAUGA